Messenger RNA from Cuscuta europaea, 674 nucleotides. Lineage: Eukaryota; Viridiplantae; Streptophyta; Magnoliopsida; Solanales; Convolvulaceae. The record is from the annotation of a GenBank genome assembly.
UGCAUACACACUGUUUCAAGCAGCACUUGACUUUGGAUGGGCAUUGGUCCAACAACAUACUGCAGUAGCACAUAUUGAUCUGCUAAAACGUGUGGAUAUUCUCGAUAGCUCAUCAUCCGGGGUAUCAAACGCAAACAAGUAUGGAGACAUGCUAGAAAAAGUGGUUGGUAUGUUUGUGAAAUACUUGGAGUCAAAGAAAAUGUUACAAAAAGCAAAUACGGUGCGCAAAUUGAAGGGUAAGCGACUACCCAUGUCUUGGAGAGAUCCCAAAGAUGUGUAUGACUAUGAGGUCUUGGCAAUGCGACAUAUGGAGACUUAUCAUGGGGAAGGGUUGUUGGGUUGGAGUAUAGGAUUGAACAGACAGGAUAACAAAGAACUUGGUGCAUUAAGAAGAAAGUAUGUUGCAGCCAUUUUACUACACGAAAGCAAUGACCUUAUGCAAGAAAUCAUGAUGAAUGCCAAACAAUUUGCAAAGAUAACUAAAGCAGAAAGGUUGAAUGCAGCAUAGAGGGGAUUUGUUAUCUCAAACAUUUGGUUUUUGUUAAGUUUGAGCUGAAAAAUUUAUUGUGUCGUUUGUUUUUGUGUGGGUGGACAUGUGUUGAAGUUCUUACAUGAGAUUAGUACGGAAACAUAUGUUAGGAUGCAUCGUAUCAAUAUUGACUGUUUUGUGUGGG